AGAAGGUGGGCCCAGGGGUUGACAAGCACUUCAGAAGAAACAGAGCAGGGAAAGGUCAGAAAAUGAAGGCACAGAGUCUUUAGAGGAGGAGUCUCUCUUUUAACCUACUGGAACUAUGAAAUCGCUGUCCAAGGCAUCACUCUUGAAGCAGUUCCACCCAUUGCUGUUGUAGGGAAUAACGUUUUUCUAAAUGUCUACGAUUUGGAGAGACCUGACCUCGAUAAAUGGUAUAAGGUAAAAGGAUCUGAAUUGUACAUGAUAUUUUCACGUAUAAAAGAAGGCACAAGUAUUCAUGGGCCUGCAUUCCAACAUAAUAUGGAAGUGUUCUCAAAUUGGUCCUUGCUCAUCAAGAAUGUCAAUAAGGAUGAUGCAGGAAGGUACAAGUUUGUAGCGAAUUAUUUCCGUCGUAGACCUGAAGAAGGUUACGUGGAGUUUCAGGUAUACUAUCCAGUGACUAAACCCUCCAUCCAAGUCAAUAAAACCAUAGGCAAAGACCUGGUCUCUGUGUUCCUGAAGUGCCCGACAAAGGACAUUGAUAACUCCAUUCACUGGUUCUUCAAAGGCCAGAGUCUGAAUAUCACAAAUAGGAUGAGACUGACCCAGAAAAACAGAACCCUUGAAAUAAUCCCUGCCAAGAGGGAGGAUUCUGGGGACUAUCACUGUGGUGUAUCCAAUCCACUUGGUUCCAAAAGAAGUGACCCCAUCCAGCUGGACAUAAUAGAACCAGUGAUUAAGCCCUCCAUCCAAUUCACCAACACCACAGUCAAAGACCUGACCUCUGUAAUCCUGAAGUGCUUGUCAAACGACACUGGGAUCUCAAUCCAUUGGCUCUUCAAAGGCCACAGUCUGAGGAUCACGAAUAGGAUGAAGCUGUCCCCGAACAACAGCACCCUCAAAAUAGUCCCUGCCAGGAGUUCGCAUUCUGGGGACUAUCAAUGUGAAGUAUCCAAUCCAGUCAGUUUCAAGAGGAGUGACCCCAUCCAGGUGGACAUAAUAGAUCCAGUGACUCCACCCUCCAUCCAAGUCACCAACACCACAGUCAAAAAUAUGAUCUCUGUGUUCCUGACCUGCUUGUCAAAUGACACUGGGGUCUCCAUCCAUUGGAUCUUCAAAGGACAGAGUGUGAAUCUCACAGACAGGAUUCAUCUUUCCCACAACAACAGCACCCUCCAAAUAGACUCUGUGAGGAUUGAGGAUUCUGGGUACUAUCAGUGUGAAGUAUCCAAUCCAGUCAGUUCCAAAAGGAGUGACCCCAUCCAGCUGGACAUAAUACAAGAGGACAAGCUGAAGCUGUCUGAGGACAACAGGACUCUCAUUUUACUCAGUGUUGUGAGGACUGACACAGGACCCUAA
Molecule: messenger RNA, 1353 nt
Organism: Peromyscus eremicus (cactus mouse)
Lineage: Eukaryota; Metazoa; Chordata; Mammalia; Rodentia; Cricetidae
Product: carcinoembryonic antigen-related cell adhesion molecule 1-like
Exons: 6
Coding region: 256-1353 (365 amino acids)
Biological process (GO): heterophilic cell-cell adhesion
Cellular component (GO): cell surface
Source: RefSeq, a predicted model, not a curated record